CCAUGACAUAAUGAAUAUAAAAAACUUGAUCUAAAGUUUUUUUCUUUUGGUUAAAAUUAUGACUUAUUCUCCAAAAGUUGAUUCAAACACACCCCCAAUCCAUUUACAAAAUAUCAUCUUAUAAGUUUGAUAUGUAAAUGAGAUAAACCCUUACUAAUCUUGGAAAAUUUAUAUGGCAUACAUUUUGUUAAUUGAGGUACGAGACCAAUGCCUUCUUUUGGAAGACAACGGAGGAUUUCAAUGCCGUAUCAUGUGGAAAUCAAACUGUAGGAGAAUCCAUUACAUUAUUUACCUCACUUGUGCAACAACUGCUGAAGAAUCUGCAAACAACAACACCCAAAAAGCAAGGGUUUUUUGCAGCCACAAAGAUAGAAUUGCCUGAUAAUAAUGGGCUUAUGCUGAUGGAUGUUUCAUGAGAUACUCCACCUCUUCCUUCUUUCCACAUUAUUACCAGCCCAUUGAUAUUACUUCCUUGGGCAAACAAGGUUCAAGUAAAAAGGGGGCCGUUAUCGGGGGAGUUGUUGGAGGAUUUGCUCUUGUUAUGAUCCUCCUGAUAUUAUUUAUCUGUAUUAGACGAUCAAAAUACUCGAAGAGAAUUCACAGAGGGGACAUUACUAUUGCAACUAUGUUGAAAGGCCUGAUUUCUUACAAUUAUAAGGAUUUGAAGUUUGCAACUCAGAAUUUUAGUGAAGAAACUAAACUAGGAGAAGGAGGAUUUGGUGCUGUAUAUAAGGGCACUCUAAGGGAUGGGAAAGUGGUUGCAGUCAAGAAGUUAACUUUACUCCACUCCAAGAAGAUAGAGGAAGAUUUUUUGAGUGAAGUGAUGCUUAUCAGUGAUGCUCAUCAUCCGAAUCUUAUUCAACUUUUGGGAUGGUGUAGUAAAGGCCGUGACAGAAUCCUUGUAUAUGAAUACAUGAAGAACAAUAGUUUGGACAGAUUCAUAUUUGGUGAAAAGAAAGGUCAUCUCAACUGGGAGCAGCGAUACGCUAUAAUUUUGGGAAUAGCAAGAGGCUUAACUUAUCUCCAUGAGCAAUUUCAAGUCCGUAUCAUACACAGAGAUAUAAAGACCAACAACAUUCUCUUAGAUGAUGAUUUACAACCUAAAAUUGCUGAUUUUGGAUUGGCAAGAUUUUUACCUGAGGACAAAUCUCAUCUUAGUACAAAAUUUGUGGGAACAUUAGGAUACACGGCACCAGAAUAUGCAAUUCAUGGUCAAUUAUCAGAGAAGGUUGAUAUUUACAGUUUUGGUAUUGUACUCCUUGAAAUCAUUACUGGCCAGAAAAGCAAAGCAUUCAAGGAUCAUGGUGAUGCUGAAGAUGAAUUCCUCCUACCAAAAGUUUGGAAACUAUAUGAGAGAGGCAUGCACUUAGAGUUGGUAGAUCAGGCCUUGGACCUUACUGACUCGGAAGCAGAAAAAGUGAAGAAAGUCAUAGAGAUUGGUUUGCUUUGCACCCAAGCUUUUGCUGAUUUAAGGCCAACAAUGUCUGAAGUGAUUGAUUUGCUCCAAAACAAUGGCUUAUCGCAUAUGAGACCCUCUAUGCCCGUCUUAAUUAUAACUAGUUAGGGGUCAAUGGAAGACACCUUUUUACCUUUACUAUUUCCUGCCCAUCAUCAAAUGUUAUUGUGCUCACUUGUAUAGUACCAGAAAGAUUGUUGGAAUGUAUCUAAAAUAAAGAGAUGUAUUUUUUAAAUUUACAAAUUAAUAAAUUUAUAU
Messenger RNA from Neltuma alba, 1714 nucleotides. Its product is annotated as cold-responsive protein kinase 1-like. The transcript is spliced from 8 exons. The coding region runs from base 413 to 1564 and encodes 383 amino acids. The record is from RefSeq and is a predicted model, not a curated record. Gene Ontology annotation, biological process: protein phosphorylation. Gene Ontology annotation, molecular function: protein kinase activity; ATP binding. NCBI's taxonomy places the organism in Eukaryota, Viridiplantae, Streptophyta, Magnoliopsida, Fabales, Fabaceae.